AUGGAAAGUGGUGGGCGAAGCGGAAGCGGUCGUGGUAAAGGCAAGAAAGGAAAGAAAAAGGCGGUUACUACAAUGCAUCAGAGUGGACAGAAAGAGAUACAAAAGUCCUUAAAUGCUGUUGCUGUAGUGACACCUAACGAGAUGUCGGUAAAGAAGGCGAUGAAGAAGAAGAGAAAGCGAAAAAAUGGCACAUUAAAAGUUUUAGCUGGUACAAAUGACAGUGAUCAGGUGAUGACGACGGUUUCAUUGAAGGAAGGAACGUCCAAUGAUGAAAAAAUGUCACCUUUGAUAGCAACUCAACCAAUGAAGAAAAAAAAGAGUCUGCGGACUCAGCUGCCAUCUAUAGAUACUGUGACAAAACAGACGAUGGGAGGAGAAGAUUUGAGUUCGAAGCGUACAAUUGCGCAGGUCGAAAAUGUGUCUACAAAGUUAUUGACACAGCGUACACGGAAGAGUGAGAGAGUUACAACAACUGUCGAUGUUUCGGCAGCGGUGGCAAGUCCAUGCAAAAAGGUAGAAGCAAAUAUGGUAUCUGCUGGGUCGAUGUCGAUGUUACCCAAAGACGAAUUUCAAGUCGUUGUGUGGCGAAGUGAAAGAGUGAAUUUCGCCAAGUGUGAUCGCAUAUUUUCGGUUAAGUCCGAAAUGGCCAAUAUUAAUGAGUCGCGAUCUCGUGGCCAAUAUUGA
Messenger RNA from Peronospora farinosa, 684 nucleotides. NCBI's taxonomy places the organism in Eukaryota, Oomycota, Peronosporomycetes, Peronosporales, Peronosporaceae. The record is from the annotation of a GenBank genome assembly.